Acaulospora colombiana is the source of this 276-nucleotide messenger RNA. The record is from the annotation of a GenBank genome assembly. Lineage: Eukaryota; Fungi; Glomeromycota; Glomeromycetes; Diversisporales; Acaulosporaceae.
CACCGCAGCAUCAGCUGCCGAUUACUCUGCCAGUCUCGAGUUACGACCCGGCUGCCCACACGCCCAGCACCUCUUUCUUAGCCGCCGGCUUCAGAGGAUUUGCCAACGAGAUCACACCCUCGUUUGCUAACAGCGUAGAUGGAUCAGGAGGACCCACCCUAACCCACAAACUGAAUGCUAUUGAGCAACACCGCUCAUCGUGGGGAGGGUUUGCGCUCAACCAGGGAUUCUCGCCCGUAGAUGGCUACAGCGGACCUGUGGUCUAUGACAGCGAGG